This is a messenger RNA of Fusarium pseudograminearum CS3096, 2400 nucleotides long. RefSeq lists its product as uncharacterized. Gene Ontology annotation, biological process: transmembrane transport. Gene Ontology annotation, cellular component: membrane. NCBI's taxonomy places the organism in Eukaryota, Fungi, Ascomycota, Sordariomycetes, Hypocreales, Nectriaceae. The coding region runs from base 1 to 2400 and encodes 799 amino acids. Gene Ontology annotation, molecular function: ATP hydrolysis activity; ABC-type oligopeptide transporter activity; ATP binding. The transcript has a single exon. The record is from RefSeq and is a predicted model, not a curated record.
AUGGUCUCGGGAGUAGCACGCCGUGUGCUGCUCCCACGUCUCGCCGAGUCCUCGCAAGUGUCUCUGGCCGCAUCGCGAAUUCAAUUGGGGCCUUCAUUAUACAAGCCCGAAGCUUCACCUCUUCAGACAAGGCUUUUCCACGCUUCUGGCCCUCACCAACCCGCCCUGCCUCCGUUCUCAAUCGCUGCCUUCCAAACACCAGCAAACAAGAAUAUAUCCCAUACCCGACGUCCCCUGGCACAAAUUCGAUCUUCUACAUGCGGUCCGUUUUCGCACGCCCUGCGGCAAUUUUCAACAGCCCCUCGUUUACUCCAGGAAAUCCAGACCAAGGUCGAAGAAGGCGCCAAGAAACCUGUCGAGCUUGAGACCAAUCGAAAUAUUGAGGAUGAGCAAAAGCAAGAAUUCACCAAGAGCGAAAAGGCUGCCAAGGCUGCUCAAGUCAACCUAGCUGCCAAACUCUCAAAGGAGGGAAAGCAGGCUGGAAAAGCUGGUUCAGCCGAAAUUGUACGGCUCAUCAAAAUUGCCCGUCCGGAAAUCCGCUGGCUCGGUAUUGCUUUUGUCUUCCUGGUUGUUUCCUCUAGUGUCACCAUGUUAAUCCCCUUCUCCGUUGGUCGAAUCUUGGAUCUUGCUACCAAAGGUGAAUCUGAGGAUGUCCGUCUGUUUGGCUUAACUAUGAACCAGUUCUUCUUUGGCUUGGGUACUGUCUUGACUAUUGGAGCUAUGGCCAACUUUGGUCGAGUCGUCCUUCUCCGAAUUGUCGGCGAACGUGUCGUUGCCAGACUCCGUUCCCAGCUUUAUCGACGUACAUAUGUCCAAGAUGCCGAAUUCUUCGAUGCGAACCGUGUGGGUGAUCUCAUCUCACGCCUCAGCUCUGAUACUGUUAUCGUUGGCAAGUCUGUGACGCAAAAUCUCAGUGAUGGUCUUCGAGCCCUCUUCAGCGGUGGUGCUGGUUUUGCCAUCAUGGUCUGGACAAGCCCUCAGCUGACUGGUUUAUUGCUACUUAUGUUCCCGCCAAUUGCUGUUGGAGCCUUCAUCUAUGGUCGAGCUAUUCGAAACAUCAGCAGGUCAAUCCAGAGGAACUUGGGAACUCUAACUAAGAUUGCCGAGGAACGACUUGGCAACGUCAAGACCAGUCAAGCGUUCGUAGGUGAGGUGCAAGAAAUUGGCCGCUACAACAACCAGAUCCGAAAGAUCUUUGCUCUUGGUAAAAAGGAAUCGCUUAUCGCUGCUACCUUCUUUGCUUCCACUGGCUGGGCCGGCAACAUGACGAUCCUUGCUAUGCUUGUUGUUGGAGGUGGUUUCGUGCGCAGCGGGGCCAUGUCGCUUGGAGAUCUAACGUCGUUCAUGAUGUACACUGCUUUUGCAGGUUCAAGUCUAUUCGGUCUUUCGGGUUUCUACUCGGAACUCAUGAAGGGAGUUGGUGCCGCAAGCCGACUUUUCGAACUUCAGGAUCGCAAACCUGGAAUCCCGCAAACGGUCGGUGUUCAAGUAAAGUCUGCACAAGGUCCUAUCAGAUUCUCAGAUGUCACUUUUGCCUAUCCUACUCGACCAGCCGUCAAAAUCUUCAACGGGCUGGAUUUCGAGAUCCCUUCAGGCAGCAACGUAUGUGUUGUUGGUCCAUCAGGAGGUGGUAAGUCAACAGUGGCUUCUCUGCUUCUAAGAUUCUACAACCCUGUGUCGGGCUCCAUCACCAUCAACGGACAGGACAUCUCUGGUAUGAAUGUCAAGUCAUUGCGAAGGCGAAUUGGCAUGGUUUCACAGGAACCUGUCCUUUUCUCUGGAAGCAUUGCCGAAAACAUUGCCUACGGAAGGCCUCAAGCGAGUCGUUUCGAUAUCAUUUCCGCUGCUCGACAAGCAAACUGCAACUUUAUCAGCGAUCUGCCUGAUGGUUUAGAGACCCAGGUCGGUGCUCGCGGCUCUCAACUUUCCGGUGGUCAGAAGCAGCGAAUCGCUAUUGCGCGAGCUCUUCUUAAGGACCCUGAUAUUCUAAUUCUCGAUGAAGCCACAUCAGCGCUAGAUGCCGAGUCAGAGACUCUUGUCAACGAGGCUCUGGCUGGUCUUUUGCGUGGCCGUAACACUACCAUCUCGAUUGCUCACCGUCUCUCCACUAUCAAGCGAUCCGACCAGAUCAUCGUUCUCAACAACGAGGGUAAGGUCGCCGAAAUUGGCAGCUACAGGCAACUCGCUGCCGACAAGGAGAGCGCGUUCAGCAAGCUCAUGGAGUGGCAGAUGAGCGGUGGUGAGGUUUCCAAGGAAAGCGGAUCGACUGCUUCACGGGCACAUAUUACCGAGGCCGAGGAGCUUGAGGACGACCUGGAGAGAGGUGAAGAGGAGGAGGAGCAAUUCGACGAGCAUGACCAAGAGAACAGGGACGCCAAGAGCGAGGAGAAGAAACCCUGA